Arabidopsis lyrata subsp. lyrata is the source of this 4501-nucleotide messenger RNA. Its product is annotated as E3 ubiquitin-protein ligase RKP. NCBI's taxonomy places the organism in Eukaryota, Viridiplantae, Streptophyta, Magnoliopsida, Brassicales, Brassicaceae. The transcript has 11 exons. Gene Ontology annotation, biological process: protein ubiquitination; ubiquitin-dependent protein catabolic process. Gene Ontology annotation, molecular function: ubiquitin-ubiquitin ligase activity; protein binding. The record is from RefSeq and is a predicted model, not a curated record. Gene Ontology annotation, cellular component: cytoplasm; ubiquitin ligase complex. The coding region runs from base 440 to 4270 and encodes 1276 amino acids.
CCACGUCAUUAUCACCGACACGUGUCAGUUUAAAACCCACACGCCACAUGAUCCAUUGGCUCGUUCGGUGUUAGCCACCGGUCUCUCUCAUCUUCUGAUUCUUUCCUCUCUCUCUUUCUUCAUUUCUUCUCUGUUCCCCAAAAAUUUUGGGCGCAAAAAUCUCUCUCUCUCUCUCUCUCUCUUCGAGGAGGAAGAAAAAAAAGCGAAAAGUCUUCUCCUUUUUUUAUUUAUUUGAAAAACCCUAACACGAGUCCGCCGUCUUUGGUCUGAAGAAUCUGGGUAUUGAUUGAUUUUGGCUUCUGGGUUAAUCGUUUUGAUGUCAAUUUCUCCGCUUUUCUCAAUCAUUUUCGAAUCGUGUCUGAUGAGUUCUUGAUGAAGAUUCAGACUUUGGUUCUCUUGUAAUUGAUCAUUUACGUGUUUGAUUCACAAUCAAUGCCAUAUGGCUGAAGACAGCCUACGGGUUGGUAUGAUUUCAUCUGGUUUGGCUGUUUUACUGAAUGGUGAAGAUGCUAAAGAGAAUUCGUCGAAAGCUCGUAUUGUUCCACAUUUUGAUUAUUCUGGUCACCGGCCUUUAGAACGGACUAUCGAAUUUAUAUUUGGUCUAGCAGAAAAGUCUGUUGGUCCAUUGGAUGGUCAAGUAGACAUUAGCUUGAUUAGAGCCGUGAUUAAGAAUCAGUUUUCGAAGCUUCAUGGUGAAUUGGAUGUUUCAGUUAGUCAGAGAGAAGGAAUCAGUGUAGUUCAUCAUGGUGUUGGACCUCCUGUUGUUGGCCUUGAAGAGUAUAGCUUAUGUGGUGAUAUCAGGAUUGUGAAGCCACCUCUUGUGUUGGAGAGCUUAGCACUAUUCAGUAGCGCCAGGGCUAAUGCUUGUAUUUGGAAAGGAAAAUGGAUGUAUGAAGUCGCUUUAGAGACCUCGGGAAUUCAACAACUUGGAUGGGCAACACUUGCUUGUCCUUUCACUGACCAGAAAGGUGUGGGUGAUGCUGAUGAUUCAUAUGCUUUUGAUGGUCGAAGGGUAAGCAAGUGGAACAAGGAAGCUGAACCUUAUGGUCAAUCAUGGGUAGCUGGGGAUGUCAUCGGUUGCUGCAUAGAUUUGAACUGUGAUGAGAUAUACUUCUACAGGAAUGGUGUCUCCCUCGGUGCUGCAUUUACUGGUAUUAGAAAACUUGGACCUGGAUUUGGGUAUUACCCUGCUAUAUCUCUCUCCCAAGGUGAGAGAUGCGAGUUAAAUUUCGGCGCUUACCCGUUUAAGUACCCGGUUGAAGGCUUCCAACCUCUUCAAGAAGCUCCACCUCGAUUUUCUUUUGCAACAGAGCUACUACGAUGCUUCUCAAGACUGCUGGAUAGGCCAGACCGCUCGUUGGCUGAUACAUUAAGUCGACUGAGGAGAUUUGCCUCGGUUGAAGAACUCUUUUCCCCUGUUUCCUCUGCUAUAUGUGAUGAGUUCUUUUACAUACUUGAACAAGACCCUUUGUUGCCUGAGUACUUGGGACGGGGUGCAUUUCUGUCAUUCCUCUUGGAGAUUUUCAGAUCCCAAGCACCGCAUGAUUCGUCAAGUUUAGACAAAGUUCUUGAUGUGCUUCUUGAGUUCCCACAAUCUCAUUUGAUCUUUGAGCAUGUAGUAAACGCUCUGGCUUGUGGCUGCAAAACAGCGACACUGAUUCUAACCGAAUGUCCAUACUCCGGACCUUAUCCCUAUCUUGCGCUGGCUUGUCAUUUGUUAAAACGGGAAGAAUUGAUGGUACAAUGGUGGAGAUCUUUGCAUUUCGAGUUUUUGUUUGAAGGUUUCUUGUCAUGUAGGAGUUCCAACAAGCAUGACUUACAGCAGUUAAUGCCUGUUGUUUGGUGGCCUGGAUCCUCUGAAGAUAUAUCCCACGAGAGUAGCAUGGGAUUUACGAUCUCCGCUCUCUCUGAAGCCAUUAACAAGAUUGAGGAGAAGCAGAGGAACCUCUGUCUCUUGGUCAUACAAUUCAUACCACCUGUAUCACCUCCCCAGCUUCCUGGUUCAGCGUUCCGCGGAUUCCUACAGAACCUCUUAUUGAAGAACAGAGGCGCAGAUAGGACUCUGGCCCCUUCUGGAGUUACACGCAAUUCAGUUCUUGUCUCUCUGUUCUCAGUUGUACUCCAUUUUUUGUCAGAAGGUUUCGCAAUGCUGAAGAGUAGUGAAGCCGUCCAUCACAAUGUUGGUUUUCUUCACAGAGGUGGACAGCAGAAGUUUCCAUUGAGUUUGUUUCUUAAAAAUGAUCCACAUAGAGCUGAUAUCACUAGGCUUGGUGGGCUAUUUAGUCAUAUAUCAAAGUCCUACCCCACAGAUGAUCAAGAAGAAGAAAUAAUGCGGUGGGAAGAAGGUUGUAUGGAUGAUGAACAGAAUAGAGUAACUCACGCGACUGAGCAGAAGCCAUGCUGUUGCUUAGCUUAUGAUACCGAUCUUACUAAAUCCUUGAAAGAUCGAGGAAAAAAUACUGCUCAAAGCUCUUGUGGUCGAUGCAGUUCCAUUCCUGAGAGUUCCUCUCAUGUUGCUGCAGAAUGUAGUGCUGGAAGUUUCAGUGAAGAAAUAGAGGACAAACCUAGCACAAGUAAUCAGUCUGACCCUGACUUUGGUUAUCGUCCAGUAAGAUUUAUGCGGACUGCACUUCAAGAGAGUAGAAUCUCAUCUGCUAUACUAAGCGAAGAAGAACUAUUGGAUGCUCUAUUGCUAUUAUACCAUAUUGCUGUUGCUCCAAAUUUUAAGCAGGCAUCAUAUUACAUGUCUCACCAAACGCAAUCAAUAUCACUUCUUGAAGAAACUGAUAAACAGAUAAGAGAGCGGGCUUCUAGUGACCAAUUAAAGCGCUUGAAGGAAGCUCGCAACAACUACAAGGAAGACGUGAUGGAGUGUGUUAGACAUUCCGCAUGGUUCCGCAUCUCAUUGUUCUCUCGAUGGAAGCAAAGAGGAAUGUACGCAUUAUGCAUGUGGGUUGUACAGCUACUUCUGGUUCUCAGCAAAAUGGAUUCUGUGUUUGUUUAUAUUCCAGAGUUCUACGUUGAAUCUUUGGUAGACUGUUUCCAUGUGCUUCGCAAGAGCGAUCCUCCGUUUGUCCCGUCAACAACAUUUAUCAAACAAGGACUUUCAUCAUUUAUCACUUUCGUAGUUACACACUUCAACGAUUCAAGGAUAUCGAAUACAGAUCUUAAAGAUCUACUUCUCCAGUCAAUAUCUGUCCUGGUACAGUACAAAGAGUACUUGGAAGCUUUCGAGAACAAUGAGGCAGCUACUAAACACAUGCCUGCAGCACUACUGGCAGCGUUUGACAACAGAUCUUGGAUCCCUGUCACAAAUAUAUUUCUUCGUCUUUGCAAAGGUUCUGGCUUUAGUUCUUUAAAGAAUGGGGAGUCUUCGGUUUCAUCUACUGUUUUCCAGGCGCUUCUACGAGAUGCUUGUAUUAAUGAUGGUGAAUUACUCUCUACUUUUCUUAACCGGCUAUUCAACACACUGAGCUGGACCAUUACUGAAUUUUCUGUCUCGGUGCGAGAAAUGCAAGAAAAGUAUCAGGUAAUGGAGUUUCAGCAAAGGAAAUGUUGUGUGAUAUUUGAGCUUUCAAGCAAUCUCGCAAGAGUCUUAGAGUUCUGCACUUACGCAAUACCACAAGCAUUUCUUGCUGGGACUGACACGAAUCUUCGUAGGCUCACUGAGUUGAUUCUUUUUAUCUUGAAUCACAUGACCUCAGCAGUAGAUGACGAGUUCUUUGAUCUGUCACUUAGACGGCAGGGACAACCUUCAGAGAAAGUUAGCCGAGGGGUCUUAUUAGCUCCUUUGGUUGGUAUAAUCUUGAAUCUCUUGGAGGCUAGUGAAGACUCAAAACCGAAGCAACAUGAUGUAAUUGGUCUUUUCGCAAGCAUGGACUGUCCCGAUACAGUCUAUUUCGGGUUUCAAUAUCUCUUGGAAUAUAAUUGGGACGGUUGUGUAAGCGGGGAUGAUGCGUAUGUAAAGAAACUUGGACAACUUGAGAACUUCUUGAACAAUCUCAUAAACCGGGCUUCAUCGCAAGAACCCGAAAGAAAAGAAGAGCUGUUCAACAAAGACACGACGGAUAUAGAAGACAACACUUGCUGCAUCUGCUAUGCGGGGGAGGCUAAUGCAAUGAUUGCUCCAUGUUCACAUCGAUCAUGUUAUGGCUGCAUAACUAGACAUCUUCUCAAUUGUCAGAGAUGUUUUUUCUGCAAUGCUACGGUGAUAGACGUUAUAAGAGACAAAGAAGUAGAAGACGAUGAUGAUCACAAAAGAAGCACCUGAAGCUCGGGUUAGUUGCGGUUUGUUAAUGUAGUAGACACACUGAAGGAAAGAUCUUUAGGGUGGGGAGCAAAGGAAGAAGGAUUAUAGAUUUUUAUAGGAUAAAUAAGAAACAAAAUGAAAAACAAAGGUCUGUGAUAAUUUUGUAGGACCUGGUCUUGUGGUUCUAGGCCCCUCUUUUUUUCUUGUAUAUAUGAGAAUGAAAUGGAAAUGAUUUAAAGGCUCUUAUGUUUC